Molecule: messenger RNA, 341 nt
Organism: Suillus subaureus
Lineage: Eukaryota; Fungi; Basidiomycota; Agaricomycetes; Boletales; Suillaceae
Exons: 6
Coding region: 67-336 (89 amino acids)
Source: RefSeq, a predicted model, not a curated record
AGGACUUGUAGAAGUAGAGGUUUGCUGCGGUUACGCCUAGUCAGCAAGAGAAAUCUUCUUGACGUCAUGUUUCAUGAUGGUGCGAUGUAUUUUGGAGCCAUGACACUUUGUAAUGUACCCAACAUCUUGUCGUACUACUUUGGAUCAGAGAUCGUCAGAGGCAGUCUAGGCCUAGCUACACUCACUGGCUGCAUAUCCGCCACUCUCAUCUCUCGGCUUAUACUUAACCUGCACAAAUCUAUCGACUCUGGCAUUUUCUCUGUCCCUGUCCAUGACGACGUGCACUGCCUGUCGGUCCUUACCACCGAGAUCAGUGUACAGUCUGCGGUUGCCUAGAUCUC